AGCGCAGGGACAGAGGGCAGGUGGCCCCGCGUUUGAUCAGGAAAAGCGGGGGUGGGAGGGGGGCACGUGCGGCCCCGAGACAGAGGAAUUGAGACCCCGGAGCUGCCCGGGGGGACCAGCUGUACGUUGGGGGCUCAGGCGGGUGGCUGUGCCCCGCCACCCCAGUUUGGAAGAGCAGGUUCCCUGCGGCGCUGGGCUCCGCAGAGGGCUCCAGCCUCCCCUGGCCAUGCCAACACGUGUUAUCAAGCGGGCGCCUGGUAUGCCGCCAGGCUCAGCCCUGCCAGCUGGGGAUGUGGUUUUUUGCAGGGGGGCUUCUGCUCGGGUAUUUACGGCGCGCGGCGGUCCCAGCAGAAGUUCAAGCAGACGGCUCGCGCUGCGCUCGCGGGCUCGCAGCUGCAGCGCCGGGCACGGAGCGCUCCGCGCCCCGCGGCGGGUCCCGACCGCCCGGCCAUGGGCUGCACAUGCAGCACGACCGGCCGCUGCCAAGCCAGGAGCAAGAAACGACUAAGAGCUCAGCAGCCAAAGGGGCAGGUUUCCCAGGAGCUGACGGCCUUGAAGACAGAGAAUCAUGUCACCGCAGCUCCCUUGCACGAGGAUGUGGAGACGAAGAAGGCGCUGCUGCUGGAGGAUCAGAAGAGUGAGAUUGCGACGCUCCUGCAAGGACAUCAGGAGGAAAUGGAGAGGCUGAAGGAAGCCCACCAGGCAGAGACCCAGAGACUGACCCAAGACAUUAAAAUCCAGGUGGAAAACGAAAGAGAUUUAGAGCUUAAAAAGCAGCUCUCAGAGCAGUUCAACACACUGAAGAGAGAGCAUGAAGAGAACCUCCGAGAACUCCAGAGGGCCCAUAACCAGGAGACGAUGCUCUUAAGGGAAACCUACGAAAGGUCCCUGUCUUCCUUACAGGAGGUGAUUGACGGGUUGAAUUCCCAGCUGAAGUCCUUCCAGGAGAAAAUGAAACGGGUGGAGGAAUCGAUCUUGAGCAGAGACUAUAAGAAACAUAUUCAGGAUUAUGGGAGCCCCAGCCAGUUCUGGGAGCAAGAACUGGAGAGUCUGCAUUUUGUCAUUGAGAUGAAGAAUGAACGCAUCCAUGACCUGGACAAGAAGCUGCUGAACUUGGAAACAGUGAUGGAGAAGAACCUGCUUCUGGAGGAGAAAGUGAAAACCCUUCAGCAGGAGAAUGAGGAUCUGCACGUUCGGACACAGAACCACUUGACAAUGACAAGGCAACUGUCUGACGAGCUCCUGGUGGUUCGGGAGGCCCUGGACAAGGAGUCCCAGCUGCGGGAGCAGGCGCACCGGGAGAAGGAAGAGCUGCUGUACAGGGUCCUGAAUGGUGACUCGUCCCCUACCUUCCCCAUCCCCUCCAGUGAGGUGCCGCUCAUCGCCACGUAGCGCUCUGGGAAGUGGCAACGGAGGCUGCUGGGAUGAGGAAGCAAGCGAGGGGCACCAGAGACUCUUCCACCCCUCGUUUUAGCGCUUCCUUUAUUGCACAGGUCCAAAGCUGCUGUCAUGGGGACUCUGUCCAGUAGAAGGGGAGCUCCUCAGACUUCCAACCCUGGGACGGCCUCUCUCUAAGGGGACAGUGCAGUAUUUCUCGGAACCUUUUCAAUGUGCUUUUAACCCUCCUGUGUGUCCCCCUGCCUGACUCUGAACAUGGGGGAGCUUACGAGACACCCCAGAACCUAGACACAUGUGGUGUGAGGUAUCCUGGCUGCCCCUGGCUUCACAUCUCAGUCAGUAGCUGUGGUUACAAGGGGAACAAGCUAGCAAAGCUAAGGGGCUCUCCGGUGCGUUCAGGAAGGAGAGGCCUGUUUCACGCACUGGUUUGCCCAGGUGAAGCUGAACCGGAGCCCUGCAUCUGAACAACCUCAGCUUCUGGGGAAGUUUGGAUCAGGCUCCGGGGCUGAAGUUCGCAGCUCGGGUCCAUCUCUAACCAGAACCAAAGUGAAGGAUGCUCGUCUCAGAUGGAGCUGUUUAAAACAGCAACUAGCUGAGUCCAGCAUCAGCCACGGGUGGCUUUGUGGUGUACACAGGCAGGCAGCGGGUGAGGCGACCCCUUGGCGUCUCUCUCUCUGGUAUUCUUCAAGAACAACCCCGCAAGGAAAGUUUGAGAGUCUUGGAGCUGGAACAUGCUGCUCUGUGUGACCCAGGCUCAGGGCUGGCACUGGCUUCCAGAAGACUGUGCCUGCUGCUGGCCAAGAAGCAACACCAGCUUCAGAAGAAGCAGCAAGCCUGCUGUUCCCAGCUGGAGAAACGGCCCCGAUGGCCCGUAGCAGCCACCCGAAGUGGUGCCCGAGGUGGCAAACAGGGGGGGAAUGUCUGCUGGGCCAAGUGAGGAUGGGGAGAGGUAACACAGUGAGCAAGAGGUGGACAGAGCUUGUCUCUCCCUGGUGCGCUCACUGCUCAGGCUUUCUGGGAGCAGAUGGUUCCAGCUCCAUAGGGUUGCCCACGCACCCCCUGUCCCUGGAAACCACCUGGCAGUGGCAACCAGAGCUGGACCAGUGAGCGCCUUCAGCAGGAGUUUGGGGAGCAGCAGAGGGGAAGAUGGACAGCUGCAUGCCCCUGUCUCAGAAAUCCCAGACCUGCCUUCAGAUGGAUCAUGUGGUCCAGUAACACCUCUGGGAGGAGAUGGGGUGCCUAGAGCUCCUGGUGCCCAAUGACUAGGUUACAUGGGCCCAUGGAGGGUGACUGGAAAGUUUGCUCCUGUGAGCGGGGCUGCUUGUCUAGUCCCGCUAAGCUCCCAGUACUUUCCUGAACCCUGUGCUGGGCUCACCCUGGCCAGACCCCUUGUCUCCUGCCAUGCUGGUCCUUUCUGGUUCCCAGCUCCAUAGUGAAUCUUCCUUGGGGCUGCUGCAGUGAGAAUCACCAUCUCCUGUAGCCUUCGCCUUUUGUUUGUCCAUGGCCCUGGUGGCCUUCCCUGACAGACUCGGCUUCUCUUCCAGGUCCCAUGCCCUCCUUCCUGUUGGCUUCUUGCCAGAGUUCAGCCCGCGGCCUGCCAAGUUCUCUCUUGCUUUUGUUUCAGAGCACUGCCUCCCAGGGCUUCCCUCCCUGGAAUCUCCCCUUCUCUGGGUCUGCCACAGGUGCCUGUCCCCUUCUGCAGCUCCUCUUCGCAGUCUUCCAAGCUUCAGUCCAAAUCCCCCUUAGACUUUGCUGUCACUGCCUCCUGCUUCCUCCUGGCUCAAGACAAUAGUCCUAUUGCCCCAGGCUUCCUCCUGGGCCAGCUCCUUCUAGUUCUGGCUCUAGCCUCCUCUCUGCCCUUAGCCCAAGAGAGAACAGUCCUGGGUCUACCUCUCUCCUGGGUCUCCUCCCUGGCCUUUCUUUCUGCUGUGCUCCUUCCCUUAUGAAGGCCCACCUCCAGUUACACUUAACACCACUCCAGGUGCCACCCACUGGCCUAACAGGUCUCAGGCUGGGUUAACCAAGCUGAAGGUUUAUAUGCCAUCACAGGGCCAGAUGUCCUCUUACAUUAGGGCUCCUUUACACCGCUCUGGCAGGGCAAAAGGGCCGGAAAGACGGCACAAAUGUAAUUUAUUCCCCCUUUAAGACCCCUUUCCUCUUGCCAGUGUGGUGUCAGGGAGCCUGUUUGUAAAUAAGACUCUGGCCCCUUGAUGUCAUAUCAGAUUCGCUCUGUACAAUAAGCCCCUGAUGCCUCCCGGUCAUUUGCAAAGCAUUGUCCAUUGCACUCUAGACUCGCCCCCUCGCUCUCUCAUAGCUACAGGACACCUCCUGGAAAAGAACGUUUGUUCCUUGCGAGCUCACCUGCUCCUGCUGUUUACUCCCCACAUGAACCUUUAAUCCUCCCCACCGUCGCUGUGGAAAGGACGGUGACCCUGGAAAAACACAUGAUGGCUGCAAACAAGCAGCUGUGCACUCCGAAAACCCCACGCUCACUUCACACUGGAGUCACUGGUAACACAAAGCACCAGGCAUCUUGUCAGCUGGGUCCCAUACACCACUGAACUCUGAAAAUUCUCCGCCAAUGAACAGUGCUGCCUCUGGGUCCGUUGUCCUGUUUGUCAAGUGGAAAGAGUUUGUUCUCACGCAACCUGACUGCCGGGCUGGGCAGACCCACCCCUGUCGGCCUGGCCGUGAUUCACCUGGGAGAAUGGCUGUUUCUUUGGUGAGAGUUUGGGCAAACGCUGAAAUCUUGUCAUUUGUGUGCUAGCAGGCAGGGCUUGGAGACUCACAAGAUCCCGUUCAGCCCCCUAAGAAACCUGGGCAAUUUGCUUCAGGUGAAAAUUGGCCAUUUUCCCAAAGAAGGGUCACCAUUUUCACAGUGAAAUGAGGCUUUUCUGUGUCUGGGAGCCGCCUGUUUCCAUGGGUGUGGGAAAUUCAAGAUCGUUCCCAUCCUUCCCUGCCCCUUCUCUUCCUCCUCAUCUUUCCAGUUUCUCGUUCUCUUCUGUGCCUCUUUCCUUUAUAAACCUCAGGCCCCAGGAGAGAUUUUUAGACAUUGCACAAAAAUGCUCCAGAUCACGGACACCACAACUAACAAGCAGUUCUGCUCGACCAUCUUUGAGAGCAAGUGGGGCGGGGGGAAGCUGUGUCUAGAAUGUGAACUGCGACAGGGUCAAUCCUCGCUGAGAGCCGAGUGUCUGCACAGUGCCUGGGUUGGCACAACGGGGCUGGGGGGAAACCAGUCUGUUCUGCUCUGCAUAGCUCAGUCUCUGAGAGGGGUAGACAAGAUCCCCUGAAGAUGUCUCAAACCUCUGACAGUCUUUCUAGAACCCCCACAAGCCCGGGGGCCUGAGUGAAGGGAACUUAGCGGGGCUCUCGAGAACAAUGGAGAAGUCAUUGCUCACUCAGUACUGACUAAUUACAACUCCCCGGCUUCCCCAUCCUGUGCCUUUCCUUGCAGCCCCAUUUCUUACAGAGCCCAGGGCCCUCCGAGUGGGUUGGCCUAGAAAGAGACUGUACAUAGCAGCAGGAAGGAGCAGCUCUGGUGGGCUCCAUUCUCCUUUCGCUUACACUGACGUGACAGGAGCAACUGCCUUAGAGUUACACCAGCCUCAGGGAGCGCUGAAGCAGGCUCAAGAACUAGGUAGAGAUGCACCUGUCUAGGAGCUCAGACUAGGCCACCACAGUGGGACCUUCUGGCCUUGAAGUCUACAAAUCUUGGCUCUGAGAAGCACGACGGUCAUAGGAUGCAUCACGACAACGUGGGCCCCUGAAUUGUGUGCUCCUGCUUCCCUCGCCAAGGGCUCAGAGCCCUGAGACUCUCCCAGGGCCUGUCUUAGCUGAGGAACCAUCCGUUAGCAAAGUCUGCGCUGGUGGCAGGGAGUAAAUCCACACGCCGCUGACUUAGAACUUGAACCGUGUUUGGGUGCCACCCUACAACUUGCUCAGAGUACAGUGGCCGGGAAGAGAACACCUGGGCCCACGCUCUGCUAGGGAUGGCGCUCUGUCCAGUCGUCACAGGGCAUGGCUUCCAUCUUAAGACUUGGCUGCUGUCCUUUUGCCACAGAGGUUCCAGCUCCUGCUGCGGAAGCCGAACGGAGGCUGCUAACUUUGGGGUAUCUGUUACUCCUCUAGGGGUGGCUUCUUUCUAAGUCCCCGUUGUGUUUGUAGUGGUAUGUGUAAAGCCAGCCCCGUCGCUGGCUGUCUUCUCUUUCCUUCCCCCCUCCUCCGUGCCCUAAUGUGCCCAGAGCACUGACGGUGCUCCACGCAGACAGGUAAAUCAGGGUGAGAGGAGACGGCGGCACAGUGUGGCGUGGCUGGGGAGCUGACGCUCGCUAAUUGGAUGCACGCAAGCACUUUCCGCUGGGCGUGCGAAUGCUUUCAGGAGAGACCAAGUGGAGCGUUAGCUAGUGCCACAGACUGCCCCUGAGCUUUGCACCAGGAGUGUGGAGCCGUGCGUGUGUGUGCGUGCGUGCGUGUGUGUGUGUGAAACAGACCUGUGUGCUAAAGGCUGUAACAAUACAGUUCUGGAAGGGGAAGAUACCCAAACAAUGAAAUGUCAGUAUUUUCCA
Chelonia mydas (Green sea turtle) is the source of this 5966-nucleotide messenger RNA. RefSeq names its product coiled-coil domain containing 69 (gene CCDC69). The transcript is spliced from 9 exons. Gene Ontology annotation, cellular component: nucleus; cytoplasm. Gene Ontology annotation, molecular function: microtubule binding. Lineage: Eukaryota; Metazoa; Chordata; Testudines; Cheloniidae. The coding region runs from base 451 to 1392 and encodes 313 amino acids. The record is from RefSeq and is a predicted model, not a curated record.